AUGUUAAUUAAAACCUUGGGUAUAUCGCAACUUAUCUAUUCAGCCUCUAAUCUGGAUGCUCCCGAAGGUAUUGUGGAAGUUGUAAGAACAAAAUCUUUCAAGUUUCUCUGGAAAAACAAGAAAGAUAAAAUAAAAAGAUCAGGUCUUUACCAAGAUUCAGACAACGGUGGAAUACGCAUGACUGAUUUUGCUAUUAUGUUAAAAGCUUUAAAACUCGCCUGGAUCCCGAGACUUUUGCGAACUUCGGACAACAGUAAUUGGUGUAUUAUUCCAAAACAUUAUUUCAGAAGUAUGGGAGGGUUAAAUUUUUUACUAAGGUGCAACUACGACACGAAGUUCUUUAACGAUCUCCCGCUUUUCUAUAAGAAGAUACUAGACUUCUUCAACGAAUUAAAAACUCUUUACUUGUACGAUCAAAAGCAGGAGUUAAUAUUGUUUAACAACAAAGAUAUAUUGGUGGACGGGAAACCCAUCUUUUUUAGUGAAUGA
Porites evermanni is the source of this 489-nucleotide messenger RNA. The record is from the annotation of a GenBank genome assembly. Lineage: Eukaryota; Metazoa; Cnidaria; Anthozoa; Scleractinia; Poritidae.